AUGAUAAGCAUACUGGAAGGCCUUCUCAUUUUUAUAGCAGUUAGUGAAGCGGUACUGGGAGUUCUAGGGAAUGGAUUUAUUGGACUUGUCAACUGUGUAGACUAUGUGAAGAACAAAAAGUUUUCGAUGAUUGGCUUUAUUCUCACUGGCUUAGCUACUUCCAGAGUUUUUCUGAUAUUGUUAAUAAUUACAGAUGGACUUAUAAAGCUAUUCUCUCCAGAUAUGUAUUACUCUGGCAAACUAAUUGAUUUUAUUAGUUACUCAUGGAUAAUUAUCAAUCAAUCAAGUAUCUGGUUUGCCACCAGCCUCAGUAUCUUCUAUUUCCUGAAGAUAGCAAAUUUUUCCCACCGUAUUUUUCUCUGGCUGAAGGGUAGGAUCAAUAGGGUUCUUCACCUUCUGAUGGGAUCCUUGUUUAUUUCAUGGUUAUUUACUUUUCCACAAAUUGUGAGGAUUAUUAAUGAUAACAGAAUGAGGAGUGGAAAUACAACCUGGGACUUCAACAUGCCAAAAAGUAUGUUCUUUACUAAGCAGAUUUUGGUCAACCUAGGAGUCAUUCUUCUCUUUACACUCUGCCUGGUUACAUGUUUCUUGUUAAUCGUUUCCCUCUGGAGACACAACAGGCGCAUGCAAAUGAAGAUCACUGGACCCCGAGACCCCAGUACAGAAGCACACGUGAAAGCAAUGAAAGUUUUAAUAUCUUUUAUCUUCCUCUUCAUCUUGUAUUUUAUAGGCAUUGUCAUAGAGAUAGUAUGUUUCAAUAUGCCAGAAAACAGACUACUGUUUAUUUUUGGCAUGACGACCGCAGCCAUCUAUCCCUGGGGUCACUCCCUUAUCCUAAUUCUAGGAAACAGCAAGCUGAAGCGAGCCUCUUUGAGGGCCCUGCAGAGAUGCAAGUGCUAUGAGGCCAGGACAUGGCUCACAGCUGCACAGACCCGCGUGGGGGCAAAUGGAUGUUCUAGGAGAAUAAUCUAG
This is a messenger RNA of Mustela erminea (ermine), 972 nucleotides long. RefSeq names its product taste receptor type 2 member 10-like. Gene Ontology annotation, cellular component: membrane. The record is from RefSeq and is a predicted model, not a curated record. The transcript has a single exon. Gene Ontology annotation, molecular function: G protein-coupled receptor activity. Bases 1 to 972 code for a protein of 323 amino acids. Gene Ontology annotation, biological process: G protein-coupled receptor signaling pathway; detection of chemical stimulus involved in sensory perception of bitter taste; sensory perception of taste. Lineage: Eukaryota; Metazoa; Chordata; Mammalia; Carnivora; Mustelidae.